This is a messenger RNA of Mercenaria mercenaria, 3483 nucleotides long. Its product is annotated as glycerol-3-phosphate phosphatase-like. The record is from RefSeq and is a predicted model, not a curated record. Gene Ontology annotation, cellular component: cytoplasm. Lineage: Eukaryota; Metazoa; Mollusca; Bivalvia; Venerida; Veneridae. Gene Ontology annotation, molecular function: phosphatase activity. Bases 50 to 1009 code for a protein of 319 amino acids. The transcript has 9 exons.
UGCACACACUUUACACCGGUAAACUAUAGGUAGGACAUUAAAGGCGGAAAUGUCGAAAAUUACCCACCAGAUUAACAGAGGAUUGGCUCAUGAAAUCGUAAAGCAGAUAGAUAAUUUUUUGUUUGAUUGUGACGGUGUACUUUGGCAUGGGGCUCAAGUCAUACCAGGGACUGCUGAGGCUGUGCAAAAGUUAAAGAAGUUGGGUAAGAGAAUAUUUUAUCUGACAAACAACAGCAGUAAAACUAGAGCCCAGAUAGUUGAAAAAUGUCACAAGCUAGGAUUCCCAGCUGAACUGGACAACAUUGUUGGUACAGCACAUGCCUCAGCCCUGUAUCUGAAGACCAUGGGAUUCUCUGGAAAAGUGUAUAUGGUAGGAAAUGCUAGUAUGGCGGCUGAGAUGGACAAUCUUGGAAUAAAGUACACAGGUCUUGGGCCUGAUCAUGUGCCAGAUGACUAUGAAAAGCUAGAUGAUAUCGUCAAAUUUCAGUCAGACUGGAAGCCGGAUCCAGAGGUGAAUUGUGUUUUGGUUGGUUUUGAUCCCCACCACAGCUACAUGAAAAUGAUGAAAGCAGCCACUUAUGCCAAAAAUAGGAAUAAUCUAUUUUUAGCCACAAAUGAAGAUCCGUUUCUUCCAACAAAGUUAGACAUCUGUAUACCAGGAACUGGAAGCAUAGUGUCAUCCAUUAAGAUACCUACGCGCAGGGAACCACAUGUGAUAGGGAAACCAGAGACAGCCUUCUUUGAUCUCUUGCACGAGGUACAUGGGUUAGAAGCUGGAUCCACCUUAAUGGUGGGAGAUAGCUUAAAUACAGAUAUACAUAUGGCUGUGAACUGUGAUAUUAAAUCUGUUUUAGUACUAACAGGUGCAGAUGGACUUCAACAGGUUGAGGAACGUCAGCAUUCAGACGACCCAGUCAAGCGGAAAGUAGUGCCGGAUUAUUACAUCGAUUCUUUUGGUCACUUUGGUCAACUUAUAGGUGAUCUUCCUGAGGUUCAAUGUUCUAAAUAGUCAAAAUAGAUUUAUAGGAGCUGAUAAAAAAUUAUACAAUAUUAUAAUGAUGUAUAGAUUAUAUCACAAAAUAUUUUGGGUGAGCAAAUUUCAGAUAUUUUCAUCAGUAGUACCUUUUCUGACAUUCUUAACUAUAUAAAAGUCAUGUGUAAAUUUAAAACCAAAUUUAACUUUAAAAAACAUGCGAACUGCUUUGUUAGUUUUAUCCAUGUUUAUCAAAAUGGUGCAAUGGUUAUUUGGAAUUAACUGUGAUAACUGUAUUAUAAUGUUAUAGAAAGCUCUUACAUAAUUAUGGCAGUACCAAAUAUUUUUAUUCAUUUAUCAGGAUUUAAUUUGUGUUUCAAAGAUAUACAAGGCUCAUCUUUUAACCAUAAUUCUGCUAUAUUUCUAUAACAAACUUGUCCAUCUUCCAAUUAAGACAGUACCAUUAACUGUUAAAAGGGGUGCUUACCAAAAAUAAUCUGACUGAAUAGUGAACAGUGCAGAUCAUGAUCAGAUUGCACAGAUGUGCAGGCUGAUCAUGAUUUACACUGGUCGCAAAAGGCAGAACCAAUUGUGUUCAGCAUGAUAAGGGUUAAAUCUAGAAAAAUAUGUAUCCAUUGUAUUUUUCUUGCACACCCUAGUAUGUAUUUUUCUUGCCCACCCUAGUAUGUAUUUUUCUUGCCCACCGCACUAGGGUUUCUAGUGACUUUACCCAUGCUGUCAAAACUCUUGACACUAUCUAUGCCAGAUGAUUCUCGUGCUGUUGGCAACACUAAAGGAUUCAUGCACUAAUUAUAUAAAGUUAAUGUAAAAUUUUAGAAAAUCACCUUGAUAGUAUAAAUCCCACACAAUAUCUCAAACGAUAACAUGUUUGAUAAUUAUGAUUUUUUUUGUAAUUAAAAUGGUUCAAUACAGAUAUUUUUGUAAACAUUACAGUGUGAACUUAACUUCUAUCUGACAUUGACGUUUUUGUGUUCAACAGUGAUUGAGAACCAGAACAAUCAAACAACAAUAUAAACAUGUUGCUGUUCAAAUUAUCGUGCACGAGUAAUAACUGUAGCUACUUCUGUUUAUUUCUUUAGGCCUAAAAAAAAAAAAUUAUUUGUUUCCGGUAACAUGCUAAAAAAAAUUAGGGUAGGUAGGUCGGAAUUUUUUUUUUUUUUGGAAUUUUUUUUUAUUAAGGGAGACUUUUCGGAAAUUAUUUUUUUGUCAAAAAAUGAUUACAAUUAAGGGGUUAUGCCUUUAGAGCACCAGUAAGUUGAUUUCUAACAUCACUGGCCAUGUUUAAAGCAUAAAAAGUGCAGUUUUGCAUCUUUUUGUUAAAAAGUUGAAAAAAAUAUUCUCCAAGGUCAUAAAAACAUUUAGGGUCAGGCCAAAAAUUUAGGGUAGGUCGGGAUACCGGAAACAAACAAUUUUUUUUUUUACGCCUUAUUUAAAAAAUGUUAUGCAACAUGUAAUAUAACUAAACUAGCACUUUGUUGUUGUAAGUCUUUGAAAGAUCAUGUAAUAUUGUUGUUGUAAGUCUUUGUAAGAUCAAGUAAUAUUGUUAUUGUAAGUCUUUGUAAGAUCAUGUAAUUUUGUUGUAAGUCUUUGAAAGAUCAUGUAAUCAUUUCGUUUUCAGCCGUUAUUUUCCUGCUCUUUGAAUUUGCUGCUGCAAGAAAGGGAGCAAUAAAGAAAGUAUUUUGUUGUGCUUUAUUUCAUAAUUUGUAAAAUACGAUAUUAAAGAAAAAUAAUCCACAGCUGAUUGCAGAAGCUGAUGGGAAUAUCCGGCUCUCGGGCAACUGUCUUGGCAGCGACUUGCCAUGAAAACUGUUACCCCAAAAACAGGAUGUUCUCGUCGGCAUCAGAUUGUUUUAUACUUGAUAUAAAGGAUGCAAUUUAUUCAUUUUGUUUGGGUUUAUGUCGCACCAGCACAAGUAUAGGCUAUAUGGGGACUUCCAGCUUUGAUGGUGGAGGAAGACCUCAGGUGUCCCUCUGUGCAUUAUUUCAUCAGGAGAACCACAGACCUUCUGUAAGCCAGCUGGAUGACUUCCUCACAUGAAGAAAUCAAUGCCCCGAGUCGAGCUUUAACCAAAGUAUGCAAGCACAACUAAAUUUGAUAUUAGUAACAGAAACUUCAAUUGUUUUUAGUGAUUCUAUACAUUCAUACUGUGUUCACUUACACAUUUAUUAAUGUGUUGAAUUCAAAUCUUACACAGUAAGACUAAUUAUACAUACAGGCAUAUUUAUUUUAUUAUUAUAUGUUUUUAUACAUUCAAAUAUGGGCAUAAUGUAACUUUAUGGAGUUGUGUAAAGUAUUAUAGUGUUUAUAUUACUAGACAAAAAAAAAAGAUUUGAUGUACAGAAAUGUGCAAGUUUAUCUUUGAUUGACAAAUGGAAAUAAUAAAAUGAAAUCACUAGGAAUUUAGUACAUUUUAUGUUCAAGUGGUUGUAAUACUCACUGUUAUAGAAAAAAUAACUUAUUGGAAUACCAUCAUAAUAAAAUGGAUUGA